UAAUGGCGGAGUCGCAGCUAGUUUCACGCCAAGUGUUGCUCUCAAGCUCGCCAUGUUUCUCUCUAACUCUGCCACGUGUCGACCCCAUGCACUAACUCCAUGCCCCCAUGCACGCACGAAUGUAUCUUUAAACUUUGCACAUCACAUAAACAAAAAACAGAAGAAUCGUUGGAAGAAGAUGAGUCAGCAACAGUCUCAGAAGGAGGACCACCACGUGCUCAACAAGCAGGGGACUCUCACAAACAACAAAGUGGCGCCCGUCGACGCUGCCACCGUGCAGAAGGCGGAGACCCAAAAGCCCGCCGCCGCCGACGGUGGCGUGAGUGCCACUGAGACCGAUAAUGUUUCGGUGCAGGAGUCCGUUGGUGGACAGGUUGUUCACAGACCAGACGAAAAGGAAAAGGAGAAGAAAGUUAAUCAAUUAGUUGAGGCGGUGGAGCAAUUUAGCCAAAAGGCUGCACUGAAUACGAUGACGCCACCAUCUCUCGUCCAAGACAAGGGCGCGGGAGGCGGAGGCGGCGGCGGGAUCACCAUAGGCGAAGCGCUGGAGGCGACGGUGUUGACGGCGGGAAAGAAGGCGGUGGAGUGGAGCGACGCGGCGGCGAUUCAAGCGGCCGAAGUGAGAGCCACCGGACGCACGAACAUCGUCCCCGGAGGCGUGGCGGCGGCGGCACAAUCAGCGGCGACACUGAAUGCUCGAGCGACGAAGGAGGAGGAGAAGACGAAACUGGGAGAUAUUCUGGCGGGUGCGACUUCGAAGUUACCGGCGGAUAGAGCAGCGACACGGAGAGACGCUGAAGGAGUGACGGGUGCGGAAAUGAGAAAUGAUCCGAAUCUCACCACUCAUCCCGGAGGCGUGUCCGCUUCCGUUGCUGCUGCUGCUAGGAUUAACCAAACCCAAACCCAUAAUAAUAACUGAUUCUAACUCAUACCAACCUCAACCUAUAUAUAUGUAUAUAUAUUAGUACUUUUUCGUGGACUCAACAUGCCUCAGCCUCACCAACUGCCACUGCCACCAUCACUUUACUAUAUAUGUAAUGCUUGUAGCUUCAUCAAAUUCUUAUUUUAAAGAUACACUUUCGAAUUAAUUCAAAAACAAGAAACAUGCCUUAACUUAA
Molecule: messenger RNA, 1118 nt
Organism: Cajanus cajan (pigeon pea)
Lineage: Eukaryota; Viridiplantae; Streptophyta; Magnoliopsida; Fabales; Fabaceae
Product: Seed maturation protein
Source: RefSeq, a predicted model, not a curated record